CCUCUUUCCUUCCUUGCCUCGCUCUCCACACCCAGCUCUCCAGGGGAGGCCGUGCCAGGUUGAGAGUUCACCACUCUGCUCAGAACCAUGCAAUCCCAGGCUCUGCUGCCCAUCCUGCUUCUCUGUGUUCUGCUGCUGCAGAUCCAGGGAGGGCCCCAUAUCAAGAAGAAGCCGACCAUGCAGCUGUCCCCAGAAAUCAAUCCGUGUGAGAAGAGACCCAAAGUAUACCUGUGCAGGCACCCCUGCACACAUCAUCAAGAGUGUCAAGCAAAUAAUAUAUGCUGUUCGACCUUCUGCGGGAACGUGUGCAUGAGCCUCCUGUGAGUCAGAGAGCAGACUGGGCUGGCACACUGCUCCCCCAGCCCUCUCUACCCAGAGACCAUGCCUCCAGCUGAAGACAAGGACCUCACACCCGGGAUCAAGGAUGUCAACGGGAAGGCCAGGCUCCCCACUGUGUGAACAGCUUAGUCCUGUCAAAUAAACCAGAACAAAUGCCCAGGGA
Molecule: messenger RNA, 502 nt
Organism: Sus scrofa (pig)
Lineage: Eukaryota; Metazoa; Chordata; Mammalia; Artiodactyla; Suidae
Gene: WFDC10B
Product: WAP four-disulfide core domain 10B
Cellular component (GO): extracellular region
Molecular function (GO): peptidase inhibitor activity
Source: RefSeq, a predicted model, not a curated record